AUGGCAACCCCCGACCCUCACCCCGACCUAAAAGCCCUCUACGACAAAGAAAACGAACUCAACGCCCAGUGGGAGCACGACAUCCACGAAGCCCGCAAGAUACACUACGAGCAUAACAAAUCCUUCUACCAGCGUCGUGCAGAGCUCGCAACCGGCUGGACGGGCGACACCCAAACACACCAUCCCCCCAUCCGGGAUUUCUGGCUGACAGCCCUGCGCAAUGAGCACGAGACCCGCAAGCUAGUCACAAAGCUCGAUCUGGGUCCUCUAAAGUCCCUCAUUGACAUCCGCGUCGAGUGGCUCGAGGGCUUCGACUACGUGCUUGCUUUUUACUUUGCUCCCAACGAAUACUUCACGAACCGGAUGAUGCGCAAGGAGUUCUACUACGAUAAGACUGGCGAGCCGACUCCGAACCCGUCGCCUUUGGAGAUGAGGGGUGAUCGGAUUCAUUGGAAGAAGAAUCAUAUCCUGCAGGCGGAGUGUCAUGCGCGGAUUGGGACGAAGUCGUUCUUUGCCUUUGUGUCGAGGUCCCUGGCGUAUGGGGAUGCGCAGACGAGUGAAGAGGAAAGCAUGGAGGAUGCGAGAAUAACGGAGGAUUUUGAGAUGGGGGAGUCCAUUAGGGAUUCUGUACAGCCUUAUGCUAUGGAGUUGAAUUCAAAGGCGUUUGGCUUGGAGGAGGAUGGCGUAGGUGAGGAGGCUGAGGAGGCUGAGGAGGAGGACGAUGAGGAUAUUGAUUAUGAUAUGGAAUAG
Messenger RNA from Aspergillus oryzae RIB40, 750 nucleotides. RefSeq names its product NAP domain-containing protein. The record is from RefSeq and is a predicted model, not a curated record. Gene Ontology annotation, biological process: nucleosome assembly. NCBI's taxonomy places the organism in Eukaryota, Fungi, Ascomycota, Eurotiomycetes, Eurotiales, Aspergillaceae. The transcript has a single exon. Gene Ontology annotation, cellular component: chromatin; nucleus. Gene Ontology annotation, molecular function: histone binding; chromatin binding. The coding region runs from base 1 to 750 and encodes 249 amino acids.